Dioscorea cayenensis subsp. rotundata (Guinea yam) is the source of this 2430-nucleotide messenger RNA. RefSeq lists its product as uncharacterized. Lineage: Eukaryota; Viridiplantae; Streptophyta; Magnoliopsida; Dioscoreales; Dioscoreaceae. Gene Ontology annotation, molecular function: zinc ion binding; DNA binding. The transcript has 4 exons. The record is from RefSeq and is a predicted model, not a curated record. The coding region runs from base 133 to 2166 and encodes 677 amino acids.
UUGGAAAAUCUGCUCCAACUGAGGGUUUACUGAACAAAAGUGAAAGUCAUAGAAGUCAUUCAGAAGGCAAUGGGCAUAUUAAUUCUCAUAAAAAUGGUAGGGACAAUGUUUCUAAGGACAGUGUAGACAGCCAUGAGAGUGUCGAAAGCAGUAAUAGUAAGGAAGUCAGUUCAACCAGGAAAAGAGAGUUGGCUUUUGAACCAGAAUCAUCUUUCAGAAAAUAAAAGAUUAAAAACUCAAGCACAAGACAAAUUUUGCUCUGGUUCAUUCCACAAACAGGAGAGCUCUUUUAUGAAUUGGAUAUCGACCAUGACCAAUGGCUUUUCAAGGUCUUAUCAAGAGAAACCACUGAAUCAACCUCUUCCCAUAGCACAUGAUACUAACAAAGGCUCCUGCACAAACAUUGGUUUUGGAUCAAUUUUUCAUUCUCUUCACAGUCCCAGAUUGUUGAUCCAAGACAGAGCACAAAAAGAUCUGGAUUCUCAGAGAGUAGCUGAUGUGUUAAGCGAACAAGAUGAUCGGGAACAAGCUAGUACUGGUGCUGGCCUGGUGGGCUCAGAUGGGUUGGAUUCUAACUUGCAAAAUGCAAUUGGAACAUCAAGUAAGGCGACUAAUAGUGUUUUGAAGGGAAUUGUUUGUCAUGAGGAUGUUAAACUACCAACUGGAGCUCUCCAUUCAAAUGAGAAUCUCAAGCAGGCUACUUGUGUGGAUGAGGCACUGCCUUUGAACACCAUGUACAUUUCUUCGGGCAAGAGCCAUGAAAAGGCAGUGGGUAAUAUUGGAAAUUUCUCCCGUUAUGGCAAAUCUUUUCCAAGUUCCUCGCAGAAAGCUCUGGCAACUACUCUUGAGGGUAAGGCUAUUGGUACAAUACCUUCUGUUCUGAAUGGUUCCUCAAAUUUGGUAUCCAAAAAGAGAGGUGCUUUGUUGGAGAGCUUAUGGAUCAGUAGACUUUUACCAAAAGUUUCUGUCUCCAUACCAGAACCAGCAAAUUGUAGCCACGGUGUUGAGUUAUCAAAUGAGAAACAUACUAAGAUCACAGAGAAAUCUUGCCCAUCUCCGUUUGGACAAAAAUCUUUUGCUUGUGGAACAUUAAAAGCUCAGGGCCACAGUGAUUCGGAUGGUUCAAAUGGGACAAAUGCUGACGGCAGUUCAAAAUCUAAGCUUAACUGUAAAAUACCCUCGCAAAAGUUAAUCAAAUCAGAGCCAAUGGCUUCAGUCUUUGCAAGAAGGUUGGAUGCCAUCAAACAUAUAACACCUGCAAAAACUAUGAAUGACAAAACAUCUAUGCUUGGAACUUGCUUCUUUUGUGGCAAGGUUGGCCACAGCUUAAAAGAAUGUCCACAGCUCACUGAAUCUGAAUUACAAGAUAUUUUACGAGACCUGAAUUCAUACGACAACACAGAUGGUUUUCUGAGCAUAUGCAUUCGUUGUUUUGGUUUCAACCAUUGGGCUAUUUCAUGCCCCUUUGAAUCUUCAAAAAUAAAGAACAUUCAUGCAAAUAAUGAUCGAAGGAUUGUACUGUGGCAUGGAGUUAGAGAGCAACAUCAGCUCUUCAAUGACCAUGCACCUUCACAUAAGAAAAGCAAUUCAGCUAGGGAGCAAACUGGACUUGCAGUUCCUUUAAGUUUAUCACCUGAUGAGAAGGGCUUACCAUCAGAUACAAUAAAAGAAAAUCUGCGAGAAAGUACUUCAAAAGCUUACCAAAGCUCAUCCUUGAAUAUGAAUAAUGUGUUAAAAAUGGAUCAUUCCAUGGCAAUUUGCAACAUGUUUGAUGCAAAUGCAGGUGAAGAGCCAAGUGGAACUUUUCAAAUGAUAAGACAGCUUCAACUAUCCCGCACAGAUGUCAUCAGAUUGAUGAAUUCUCCAGUUUCUAAUGUUGGUCUUGAGGGUUUUUUCUUGCGACUCCGAGUUGGAAAAGGGGAUGAAGAUUGUGGUCAUUCAGGAUAUCGUGUAGCAAGAAUUUGUGGUGCUAGAUCAAAGUACUGUAUUUCUGUAAAUAUUGGGCACUCCCAAUGCUCGGUGGAUUGUCGGUUUAUAUCCAACCAUGGAUUCACAGAGGAUGAACUGAAAUCAUGGUGGGAUGGUGCUGUGAAGGGCUCAAGCAAAGUGCCUACGAAUGAAGAACUCAAUGGGAAACUUCAGCAGAGGGUGAAGUUCGGGUUCUGAACUAUUUUCCGGUCUCUUAUAUUCAUUCUCUCAACUAGGAGUACUAGGACCGAAAAAUAGUAUGCAAGAUCAUUACUGCAAAUGUGGCUUGCAGGUGCUCUGUUUGGUUUUCCAUGGAACUUUUGAUGUUUUAAAGUACAAGAAACAACAUCCUAUAUGCGAGAUGAUGUAUUGCUGAGUUUUAGCAAUUUCCUUGUGUGUUUCAUGUGUGAAUUUGGAUAAACGGCUAUUCUACUGUAAAGCAAGGAGCUUUUAUUGGAAAAA